Molecule: messenger RNA, 691 nt
Organism: Hippoglossus stenolepis (Pacific halibut)
Lineage: Eukaryota; Metazoa; Chordata; Actinopteri; Pleuronectiformes; Pleuronectidae
Product: phospholipase A2, minor isoenzyme
Exons: 4
Coding region: 110-574 (154 amino acids)
Biological process (GO): phospholipid metabolic process; arachidonate secretion; lipid catabolic process
Molecular function (GO): calcium ion binding; phospholipid binding
Source: RefSeq, a predicted model, not a curated record
AUGUCGUAUGAACAGGUGACGGGGCGGGCCCCCCGAGGCCUGAUGCUCGAUAUAUAAGGAGGACCUGAACUUUGAGCUGGAUCUGUGUCUGAAGGUCUUGACUCGCAGGAUGAACGCCCUCCGAACUCUGUUUCUCUUGGCCGCCGGCCUCUCUGUGGCUUGUUGUGAUUCAGCCCUGUCUACCAACGACAAGGCGAUCACCCAGUUCAGGCAAAUGAUCCUGUGCAUGAUGCCCGACAGCUGGCCGAAUUUCGACUACAGUAACUAUGGCUGCUACUGUGGAGUGGGCGGCACUGGCACGCCUGUGGACAAGCUGGACAGGUGCUGCCAAGUGCACGACAACUGUUACAGAGACGCCAUGCAGCUCAAGGAAUGCACGUCCUUCUUCGACAACCCAUACAUCAAUUUUUACUCCUACAGAUGUGCCAAAGCAAGAAAGAAGAUCACCUGUGGCAAGAACAACAACGCAUGUGAGAUGUUCAUCUGCAAGUGUGACAGGAAGGCCGCCAAGUGUUUCGCCAGAUCAUGUCAUAACCCCAAGAACAAGCACCUGCCCAGCGACCGAUGUCAGUAGAAGACCUCUGCAGUUUAUCGAAGGCAGGAUCCAGUCCCACACACGACACACCCAUCACUGAGCUCUCAGGAGCGGCACUUGAACAUUUCGUCCGCUCAUUGAAAUACUCCCACUGAC